AUGCUCCGCAUCUCCCCUCCCUCGCGAUCUCUCCUCUCCUCCAUGGCUUCUGGUGCGCCUCGCGGGUGGCUACCGACGCUUGCCCAACGAGUUGCUUCAGUCAGGGCGGUGUUCAACCCUCCUGUUCGUCAUGUUUCCCGGUUCCCCCAUGGAUCUCGGAACAUGGCCAUCAGCAGUAGAGUGAAAGGCAAGGAAUUGGGUAAACCAGACAGACGCAUGGACAAUGAAGAGAAUAGGGCUGCAAUUGAGGAGUUCAUUGCUCAUUAUGGCGAUGGCGGUCCUGCCAACAAUGACGAUGGGAGCAAAAUUUCCAUGUACGGUGAUGAAGAUGUUUAUAGGACAAUAGAUCCCAGUGGAGCAGUCAAAGAUGUAGGAGAUGGUGAAGAUGAAAAGGACCAAGGGGUCAGCAAGGUUAGUGAUGACAAUGCGUAUGAAGAGUUCACUGACUGUGAAGAUAACUAUCCCCGUGACGGUUCUGUCCGUUGGACGGCACUUAGAAGGAGCAGUCACCAUGAUGGUUCCAUAUACUGUACCAGGGGCACCUUUGGAUCUGGCUGGAAAAAUGAUUAUCGUAUUGCAGACCGUAAUGAGACUCGGUUGGAGGCAAUGAUGUUAUCGGAUCCCAACAAAGAUUGCAUCCUGGUGGAUGGAACUUGCAGAUGGCAUAGAGCACAGUCCAUGUUGCAAAUUUUCUCAGUAAAGUUGGCUAAAAUUUCUGUGGUCGAUGGCCCAGUACAGUUGUAUGGAUACAUUGCGGCACGGGAUCUUGUCGACCCAUUACUUAAUUAUAUUGUCAAUAUUGGCAGGGAUGAUCCCAUCACUGUGGAGAAGGGCUCCCUCAUUGAAACGACUGGCCCUAAACGAGGGAUUGAAUUGUCUUGCAAUGUUUUAAUUGAAUAUGACAUGAGGAUCAAGACAGGAGAACAGGAGAAAGGUGAUCUACAGCUGAUUGAUGGUGUAUCUAUCGUUGAUGAACUACUGACAUCAAGUAACCCAUGGACGAAUCGCAUUCAUGGAGAUUGUGGCGCAAUUGACAUAACUCAAAUGUGCAUUGAUUAUGCAUUUGAGGCGACUGUAGAAGUUGUCAUAUCAGAAGUGCAGAGUAGCUUUGAUUUGCUUCUCAGCUGUUUUACCAGUGGGCUGCAUGAGGAAAUUCGGCUCUUUGAUGGUGUGAUUGGCAAGUCACUUGGGUUGAGGAGGCAUGUGCUUGCUGUUAGGAAAGGGAAGUGUAUGGAUUUGAAGUUCAAGGUAGGCUUUGGGUCUGACUGUUGCACUGAACAUUGCCGUUCCUUCGAAGCGACCAAUCAUGGAUGUUCCAGUGAGCAAAUAAAGAUGGAGUCCGCUUUAGUCUUGGUGAAGGUGACUUGGUCGUCUUUGGAAUAUUCUCUAAAUUGA
Messenger RNA from Miscanthus lutarioriparius, 1395 nucleotides. NCBI's taxonomy places the organism in Eukaryota, Viridiplantae, Streptophyta, Magnoliopsida, Poales, Poaceae. The record is from the annotation of a GenBank genome assembly.